CUCCACAUGUGGUUUUGAUUUGACUGCUUGUAGGUGCUGAGGUGCUGACCGGGACGGAGCUUUCCAAAAUACAACAACUCACAUUUACUGCAAAAAACUGCCCUUUAGUUCCAGACCUUACUGACUAACACCUGAAAUUAUCUUGGGUUCAAGAUCUAGCAUAACCUUGUAUCAGUGCUCAGUGUGUAUUGGUUUAUUGCUGACUAAUAUAGAGAAAAGGAAAACUACUAUAUUCUGUGGAAAGAGCCACCACCAGGACCUCAAAUUGCAUGAAUAAACACAUCUCCACAACAAUGUCUCCUGCACCGGCUCUAUUGUAUUGUUCAGGCCUUUUUUCCCUUUUGGUCCUCCUCCCUCAUAUCCAGUCAUGUGAAUUAGGGACGGCACGAGACUGUGCUGAAGCAGACUUUGCUCCCGGGUCUGACCUUGCUGGAGAAGGCUUUGACAUCACCAAGAUGCAGCGAAAAGGUUCCUUUGUGAUCAACAUGCAAAUUUGGAAAAAGAAGGACAAGUCCUGCACACUGUGCAAGAACCCAUACCUAGAGGGAAAGAAGCAGAAGCUCCCGAUUUCUGUACUGGACUGGAGACCAAGCCAGAAGUGCAGCAUAAAAGUGUCCAGUUCCAUUUACCAGUCCAGUGAGUCACUGGUCAGUGCCAGCACCUCCUCCAUCGAGAAUGACUGGAAGGCCAAUUUGGGUAUCAAUGUGAAGAGGGGUGAAGGGUCGCUCAUGCUGGCAGGCAGUAACUCCAAGCUGGCUGAGUAUUCAAUGGAAAAAACCAAAAAGGACAGGUUCAGUUUCACCAGUCACAGCAUUUCCUGUGGAUAUUACAGUUACAGGGUUUCUGACAAACCAGUGAUUCAUCCCGAGUUUAAACGAGCCCUAAGUCAGCUACCCAAGCAGUACGGGCCUCGUUUCAAGCCACGUUUCUUCAAGUUCAUCGACAGCUUCGGCACUCACUAUAUCACCAAGGUGACUCUGGGAGGGAAGGUCCACUCAGUCACCAGUAUCAGACAGUGUCAGGCGUCCCUGCAGGGUCUGAGCAUGGAAGAGGUGAAGAAGUGUCUGGACGUGGAGGCGUCUGCCAGCGUGGCGGGGAAAGUUAAUGUCAACGUUGACAGCAAGCACUGUGAUGAAGCCAAGACCAAGACUGAGAGUAAAAACAGCUUCUCCAGUAACUUCAACGACCGAAUAACAGAGAUCACAGGAGGCCACACCACGGAACCCGAGCUCCUCUUCUCUGCAGAUAAGGACCCCGGAGCUUAUAAGGAAUGGCUUUCGUCCAUCCCGCUCCACCCAGACGUUAUUUCGUACUCUCUCCAGCCUCUGCAUGAACUUCUCCCCACCAACAACCCGACCAGAAAACACCUGCGCAAAGCCCUCCAUGAUUUCAUCCUGGAGAAGUCACUGUGGAGAAACUGCUCUGAGCCGUGCAGCACUGGAGUCAAAUCCAAUCCCCAAGAACCGUGUUUGUGUUCAUGCAGGAAUAACCCCGGCGUGACCGCUGACUGUUGCCCGUCCAAACGCGGCAUUGCACGGGCCAAGGUGACUGUUCUACGGGCAUCGGGGUUAUGGGGUGACCACACGACAGCAACGGAUGGCUACGUCAAAGUUCAUGACAAAAACAACAUGCAGAUCGGUCGCACGCCGGUGAUCUAUAACGACAACAAUCCCACCUGGGCCAUGACCUUCGACCUCGGUGAUGUGCCUCUGAACAGUUUCGACCCUUUAAAGCUGGAGGUGUGGGAUGAGGACAGCAAAUGGGAUGACGACCUGCUCGGAGCCUGCGAUGUCCACCUGAAAGCAGGACUUUAUGAGAAUUUCUGUAAUUUAAAUCACGGUGUGCUGUACUAUAAAACAGAGGUGAUCUGUCCGCCAAGUCUAACGGGUCCCUCAUGCAGCGAUUACGUUGGAUCCCCCAUGAACUUUAAUCUGGAGAAGGUGUACGUGUCCCGGCACUCUCGACCCGUUCCGCAGGACAUGCUGCAGGAAAUGGGCGUGACUCCUGACGAAGCUCCGCUAACCUUUAAGCAGAUGGGAUACGAUCCUAACAAAAGUGUUGUGCAGCUUCAGUAGGGAAGUUCAACAGCAAACCUGAAAGGAAUCCAUGGACUCGAUAAAACCAGCAUGUAAAUUCAAUUGUAGUCCCUGGAGUAAGGAAUUAAACACAUCAAGGUGGUGUGAAGUUGAUUAUUUUUUUCAUUAAUGUUUUAUGCUUAAAGUUACAGUACACUUUUUGUGAUGCCUGCUAACAACUUGGCUCUUGUUAUUACUUGUAAAUGGCUGUAAAUGGCCAAUCCCUCACCCACCUCUCUUUAUUCUCUCGGUUAAAAACCAUAAAGAAGACGUGUAAACUCUUCUGUCCUGAAAAUGACACUGGAGACUCCUUCCAUAAAAAAGAUCGGAGUUCCUUUUGUUUCAGUAUUUGUGAAUUGUUGGUGUUUGACUGCAUUAAAGUAGUUUGGAUAUUUAUGUAUUUAUACUCGUACAGUAUGGACUCCUUAAAUACUCUGUUGUGUCUCAGAUUUUCAUAUUUAAUUAUAAUAUUCUAUUUUGUAUUCAGCUUUUUCCUCCAGACAAAUAAAGACUUAUUGAACAUUAA
Molecule: messenger RNA, 2601 nt
Organism: Tachysurus fulvidraco (yellow catfish)
Lineage: Eukaryota; Metazoa; Chordata; Actinopteri; Siluriformes; Bagridae
Product: perforin-1-like
Exons: 5
Coding region: 270-2075 (601 amino acids)
Biological process (GO): leukocyte mediated cytotoxicity
Molecular function (GO): calcium ion binding; pore-forming activity
Source: RefSeq, a predicted model, not a curated record